AUUUAGUUGAGUUCCCAAAAGUUUACGAUCAAGUCCUCGUAGAACAAUCUGAGAUUGCGAAGUCCAAAGCAACGGACGAACUUCUAAAUUGGAGUGACAUUCAAAAGAUGAAGUACUCAUGGAAUGUGGUUUGUGAAGUAAUGCGACUUGAAACACCUGCGCCAGGAGGUUUUAAACAAGCCAUGGCAGAUUUCACGUACGCAGGGUAUCACAUACCAAAAGGAUGCAAGCUAUAUUGGAGCUCAAUGGCAACACAUAAAAAUCCUGAUAACUUCCCGGAUCCAGAGAAAUUUUAUCCUUCGAGGUUUGAAGGGGGCGGUCCGGCUCCAUUCACAUAUGUUCCAUUUGCAAGAGGACCUGGUACAUGCCCUGGCAAAGAGUAUGCUCGAGUUCAAAUGCUUGUCUUCGUUCACAAUCUUGUAAGGAGGUACAAGUUGGAGAAAUCGUUCCCUUUGAAUCCUGAGGACGAAGAGAAGUUGAUAUUUAAACCAUUUCCAACACUUACCGGAGGGCUCCCUAUUCGUAUUCGAGCUCACUAGGAAGAAAGAGCUCCACACUCUCUAUAGCC
Molecule: messenger RNA, 568 nt
Organism: Papaver somniferum (opium poppy)
Lineage: Eukaryota; Viridiplantae; Streptophyta; Magnoliopsida; Ranunculales; Papaveraceae
Product: beta-amyrin 28-monooxygenase-like
Exons: 3
Coding region: 108-539 (143 amino acids)
Biological process (GO): sterol metabolic process
Molecular function (GO): oxidoreductase activity, acting on paired donors, with incorporation or reduction of molecular oxygen; monooxygenase activity; heme binding
Source: RefSeq, a predicted model, not a curated record